AAAUCACGGCGUUGAGUAAUCCCAGCCUGAGCUAUAAGAGUUAAGCCUCUUUCUGCUUAAGCCAGAGAGCAGAGAGACCCUCAGCCACACAGGAUGCAGAUGUUAGUAACUGUUGUUCAGUCUGGCCUGUUGGCCCUGCUUACCUGUUUGCUGUAUGUCAGGUGUCAGCAGCCUUUGAACUGUAGAUGGGGGCCGUAUGGAGAUUGGUCAGAGUGUGACGGCUGCAGCAAAACACAGGUCAGAACACGCUCAGUAGAAGUGUUUCCUCAUUUUGGGGGCAGUGUUUGCACAGGGGAGGCCUUUCAACAACAAGCAUGUGCGCCCAAAAAGAGCUGCCCACUGGAAACAGGGUGUGGGGACAGGUUCCGCUGCACUUCUGGUCAGUGUAUCAGCCCUUCACUGGUGUGUAAUGGUGAUCAGGACUGUGAGGAGGAUGGUUUAGAUGAACAGCGAUGUCCUCAGUCCAGCAUGGCCGUGUGCAGUACACAGAAAACUCCACCCAAUUCAGAUCUCACCGGAAAAGGGUUUGAUGUGCUGACAGGCAGGCUGAAAGCUAGUGUUAUUAACACACGCAGCUUUGGAGGCCAGUGCAGGAGAAUAUUUAGUGGGGAUCACAAAGACUACUACAGACUCCCACAGAGCAUCCUCAGAUACAGCUUUCAGGUUGGUAUUGAGAAUGAUUUCAGUGAGGAUUUCUACAACAGCUCCUGGUCUUAUAUACAGCAUCAUGAGGAGAGAUACAGAAUCAGAGGAGGCCAUGAUCACAGAACCUUCCACAGUGAACUGAAGAGGGAUAAGGCCUACCAGCUGGUGAUCAUUAGGAACGAGGUGGAGGUAUCACAGUUUCAGAACAGCGCUCCUCAGUACCUCACCCUGUCUGAGGAGUUCUGGAAGGCCCUGUCGGCUCUGCCCAGCACAUACGACCCGGCAGCUUACCGCUCCCUCCUGCAGCUCUACGGCACGCACUACAUGGCAGAGGGAUCUCUGGGAGGACAGUACCAGCUCCUGCUGGAGUUCGACUCGAGCUUCAUGCGGGAGAUGAGUCAGAAAGAUACAGACUUCCAUCAGUGCAUUACUCGUGUAAAGAGGCGAUUGUUCCGAAAGAAGACCACGACCAAGUGUGAGACGUUAAUCCAGUCCAUUCGGAGCUCGAAUCAACAAAGUAGUCAGACGAUGCCUGUGAAGACGAACGUAGUCGGGGGUUAUUCUGCUUAUGUGGCCGGCCUGGGGCGUCUGGACCUGGACAACCCUGAGCGUAACCAAGACAUGUACUCUAAAUGGGCUGGAUCAGUUAAGGAUUUCCCUCAAGUCAUCAAACAGAAGUUGAGGCCGAUAUACGAGCUGGUGAAGGAGGUGCCCUGUGCUGGGCUGAAGAAGCUCCACCUAAAGAGGGCGCUAGAGGAAUUCCUAGAGGACCAGAGUCCGUGUCACUGCAGGCCGUGCCAGAACAGCGGCAUGCCCGUGCUGAGAGAUGGAGUGUGUUCCUGUGUGUGUAGACCCGACACCAGCGGCUCGGCCUGUCAGAGCGGCCACGUCCUCGGAGAACAGCCAGGAGUGAUUGAUGGGGGCUGGAGCUGCUGGUCUGCCUGGGGUUCGUGUUCUCAGGGUCGGAUGUCGAGAACUCGAUCAUGCAACAAUCCUCAACCCAGAAACGGAGGCAGGCACUGUAACGGACCAAUCAGGGAGCAGAGGGCCUGUGAGGACCCCGAUCUCGAACACUUAAGGUUGAUGGAGCCCCACUGCUUUGACCCCUCUCUGAGCCCAGUAAAGUCCUGCAAGGUUCCUCCUCCCCUGCAGAACGGACUCAUUUUUAAUCCCAGAGAUGUGUAUGCAGUUGGCAGCAGGAUUGAAUACUCCUGUAUUGAAGGAUUUUACCUGGUUGGAGACUCUACAGCUGAGUGUACAGAGAGCCUGAACUGGAGGAGAGGGAGGAUGGAGUGCAGGAGGUCCUCCUGUGAUGCUCCGCCUCUCCUGAGUCAUGUGAUCGCUUCACCUGCUAAGCAGAGCUAUGUGAUUGGAGAGAGUGUUUUCCUGUCCUGCCCCAGUGGGAUGCAGUUACAGGGAGAAGCAGAAAUCAUCUGUCGUGCCGGACUCACCUGGUCUCCAGCACCAAACAGCUUUAAAUGCAACUCAGUGGUCCAAAAUCAACCAAGCCUGGACUGUAAGCCGUGGGAAAAAGCAGGGGAGGGGCAGUGUGUGUGCAGGAUGCCAUAUGAAUGCGGAGCGUCUCUGCAGGCGUGUGCCUCGGUGCGUCCUGGCCGGGUGGAUAGAAUAGGUGUGUGCCAGCUUGGUGCCCUGCAGUGCCAGGGCCGGGCAUUUACCCUGCUCCCAGAUAAUACCUGUCAAUGGCCAGAGAUCAGCUUCACAUCCUGUCAGGACUGCAAGCUCUGGGAGAAAUGUACAGGUUCGGAGUGUAAAUGUAAAGAACUGCAGGACUGUUCAGAAAGCUCCGCCCACCUCUGCGUCUCUGUGGACAAUGGAGCCCCAAAGCCAAUGACUGAAUGUGAAGCCGGGGUCUGGAGGUGCUCAGGGAACAGCGUCAGAAUCAUCAGUGUUGGGGACUGUCCAACAUGAGCUGAUCAAUAGAAAUAUUAUCAUAUAGUUGUAAAUUGUAUUGUAUGUAGUUUAUUUUGUUAUUAUUGUUUUUGCUAAAAUAAAGGCAUUAGGAAUUACAA
This is a messenger RNA of Astyanax mexicanus (Mexican tetra), 2675 nucleotides long. RefSeq names its product complement component 7b (gene c7b). The transcript has 18 exons. Gene Ontology annotation, biological process: immune response. Bases 94 to 2574 code for a protein of 826 amino acids. Lineage: Eukaryota; Metazoa; Chordata; Actinopteri; Characiformes; Acestrorhamphidae. Gene Ontology annotation, molecular function: protein binding. The record is from RefSeq and is a predicted model, not a curated record. Gene Ontology annotation, cellular component: membrane attack complex.